GUGACGACUUUUCACAGCGCCGAAGCCGACAGUCGUUCAAAACUGAAGAUGGCCUCGUCUAUCUGGAAGGGUCUUGUCGGUAUCGGUCUCUUUGCUUUAGCCCAUGCAGCUUUCUCAGCGGCACAGCAUCGAUCUUACAUGCGACUCACAGAGAAGGAAAAUGAAACGUUACCGAUAGAUAUAGUCCUACAGACCUUGUUAGCAUUUGUGAUGACCUGUUAUGGCAUAGUCCACAUCGCUGGGGAGUUCAAAGACAUGGAUGCCUCUUCAGAGCUAAAAAACAAGACGUUUGACACUUUGGGAAACCACCCAUCUUUUUACCUGUUCAAUCACAGGGGCAGGGUCCUCUUCAGGUCCCCAGAGGAGGCGGCUUCUGCUGCCAGCGCACAGGCCCUGCCCCCCAACCCCCUGCGGCUACGCAAGCUUGAGCCCUUGCACCACUGAGACUGGCCCUCCCACCACCGCUCACUUACCCCUUUUUCAGUUUUCUGUCACAGACAUACACUUUCCCAACGGGGAAAAAAAACGCAAAAUAGUUUCCGUUAAAUCUUAUCGCUUGUCAGAUGAACUGUAUGCCUGUUUCUUUACCCAAGGGUUCUUCCUUGUGUACUUUCUGCAGGUCUGCUGUACUGCUUUUGCAUCAUGUUCCAAUGUUUAUCUCUUUGGACUGUGCCAACUCCUUUAUUAGGAGUGAUUUCUUGUUGAUAAAUGUGAUUUUUUUUUUUUUUUGUGGGAAUACUGUACUAAGGAUCUUAGAUCUUCCUCCAUCCCCUGUUCAGACGAUUAACAGACAGGUGUCACAAUCCCAUUGUUGCACAACCGAGCCUUCAGAGUUCACAACAAACUUUAAUGCCUUCUGUUUGUGUCGUCGCAGACUUGAGCCAAUUGUUCUUUGGACAAUUGUAUUCCUCCUUUGCACUACAGGAAUGUGAUGUUAGGUUGCAGUUCAUGUACUGUAAAACCAAUGUUUAGUGAACAGAUAUGGAAUUUAUAUAUUAUUUGGAAGUUUGAUAUGUAGUUAGUCUGUAGUUAACUGUAAUUGCUUCAUGAAAGGAGACCGAGCAGGGAAGGCGGAAAUCCUGUUAGGGUAAUUAGGCAUUUCUGAAGAAAUGUCAUAAACACUGGCUUAGGUGAAACUACGGUACAUACCUUGGGGGUCAACACUGUUCAGAUGUUUUCUUCAUUUUGUGUAGAAAUGCAACAAUUUUUAGCUAAGUAAAAUUUAAAUAAUUAAAUGAUAUCUAAUGAUGACUAAUAAUUGUCAGACAACAAUAAAAAGAUUACUUUUCAUUUGUAGUUUUCAAAUGAGUCUUAUAAUUUGGUCUUUCUUAGUUCACUGUUAUCAGUAAACAGUCUGACAUUGUUCAGACAGAAUAUUCUAAUGUUGCACAUUGAGGGUGAACCCUGGACUCUACAGGACCACAGAACUCGAGGACUAAAGCUGCCCUUUUUCUUAGGUCAUUGACAAUAAAUGCACUAUGCAUAGAGUUGUGUCUCAUUUUGAUUCAGGGUAUCAUGCAAAAUGUUAGUUUUAAUGUAUGUAACACUAGCUCUACAAUAAAAUAUUAAUGUCAUGCCCACUGGUCAACAAUACAAACCUGAUACAAUUAGCAUUAAUGAUUUAAAGUCUCAGUCGAAUGUGGUUUAUGCAUUUGAUUCAUAAGCCUUAAGUGUUUUGUGCUCAGAGUCUGUCAUGAUGGAAGCUGAAUUCUCUUCGGGUCUAAUCAGCAGGAAAGGCUUGUUGGUAUGGCUGUCCAGAGGAAGCAGAUGUACAUCAUUAUUCUCGAUCUUAACUUUUUUUAUUCAUUUUUUGUGUUUCUUUAAAAAAUGUUUACAAAAUGUUCUUUAUACAAGGUUUUCUUUAAAAUAUCAUUUGUAUGCUCUGGUAAGAAUACUGUCCAAAAAUAAUCUUAUUUCUUUCAUCAUGUAUGAACAUCUAAAAAGUAGUACACAUCUUUCAUUUUAAGAGAAUAAAAGAAAAACCGUUUGAA
This is a messenger RNA of Conger conger (European conger), 1991 nucleotides long. Its product is annotated as ER membrane protein complex subunit 5. NCBI's taxonomy places the organism in Eukaryota, Metazoa, Chordata, Actinopteri, Anguilliformes, Congridae. Bases 49 to 444 code for a protein of 131 amino acids. The record is from RefSeq and is a predicted model, not a curated record. Gene Ontology annotation, cellular component: early endosome; Golgi apparatus; plasma membrane. The transcript is spliced from 4 exons.